AUGGUGUGGGAAGGCAUUUCGAUUCAGGGGUCCACGGAGUUGUAUAUCAUCAUAAAUGGAGCACUGACCGGUAUCAGAUACAGAGAUGAGAUCCUUCAGCCAAUUGCGAGAACAUUUACAGGUGCAAUAGGGACAGAAUUUGUUUUGAUGGAUGAUACAGUACCCGCAUCGCCAAACAUAGUGAACCAGUACCUUGAGGCAGAGACUAUCUAUAGAAUGCGAUGGCACUCGAAGUCACAAGACCUCAAUCCUAUUGAACAUCUCUUGGAUGUUCUUCAGAGGCAAAUUCAGCAGCGGUAUACUACUCCAUACAAUCCCAAUGGAUUUGAAGUUGCUAUGGUUUUUAUCCAUUUCAUUUCCUCUGCAGCUAUGGAUGGUUUUGUUGACUCUUGUCCACAAAACCUCACAGAAGCUAUAAAGGCCUCUACAAGGCUUGAGUGUGGUCAAGACAAGUAUGGCAAUGAUCAGUAUAUAUGUCUCCCUAACACAGAGAAAAGUGGUCUGGUAGAAUUAUGUCACAAUGGGAUCAUGGGUAUUAUUCAAAGAGGAUACUGCUUGGAGACGACUGAGGGUAAUCUGUUUUCACGUGCCUGUUCAAGGUUUAUAGAAGGCUGUCCAGAUGAUCCUUACAGGAGCAAUAAGAAUUACAAUUAUCCUGCGUGUCAACAAAUCAACACUCAAGAUCACUGCUAUCUUGCUGACCCUUCUUGUUCAGCAACAACAGAAAAUACCUUUCACACAUCAGGAGUUUCUACAACUGAAAUAAACGUUGACCAUGACGUUUACAGCACUACGACAAUAUAUAACCAAACAACCACAAUCCAGGAGUAUGAAACUACCUAUAUUGGAGCAAUAGUUGGAGGAGUGUGUGCUGGAGGGAUUGUUCUCAUCGUUCUCCUGUUCAUAGGAGUUCAUUUAAUGAGAAGAAAACAAAGGUGUAUAUAUAAAAGAAAAGAACCCAAUUCAGAGACGAUCUAUUUUGUGGGAAAAAGAGAAAGCAGCUCGGAAAGUGUCUCAUGUACAAGACUUGCCAGUUCUGUCAAUGAAUGUACAAGCAAUACUCCAUUGCUGCCAACUUAUACUACUGACGAUGCAGACAAAAUAUCGACAGAUAAGGAUGACAGUCAUACAUGUAGCAGUGUAGGAUCCAGUAGUAGUGAUGAAGAUCUUG
Messenger RNA from Saccostrea cuccullata (small rock oyster), 1171 nucleotides. RefSeq lists its product as uncharacterized. The record is from RefSeq and is a predicted model, not a curated record. The annotation marks the transcript as partial. Gene Ontology annotation, molecular function: nucleic acid binding. NCBI's taxonomy places the organism in Eukaryota, Metazoa, Mollusca, Bivalvia, Ostreida, Ostreidae. The transcript has 8 exons.